This is a messenger RNA of Engraulis encrasicolus (European anchovy), 3714 nucleotides long. RefSeq lists its product as uncharacterized. The record is from RefSeq and is a predicted model, not a curated record. Lineage: Eukaryota; Metazoa; Chordata; Actinopteri; Clupeiformes; Engraulidae. Gene Ontology annotation, molecular function: protein binding; GTP binding. The coding region runs from base 1 to 3714 and encodes 1237 amino acids. The transcript has 3 exons.
AUGGCAUCACCUCCUAAGGACAUAGAGGUCGCUGCCCUUGGGAGACCAUUUGCUCUGGGGACGCUGUACGACUGCCGAACAGAUGCUCUCAUACCAGGUGUGACACUGUGGGAUCAUGAUGAAAAGAACCGUCCACGUCCAGAAUCACGUCCACAACCGUCUACUGAAUUUAAUAUCACCGCUUCAGACUCAAUUGAGGAGAAGUCAAAUUCACUAACUGUAUCUGGAUCUCUGAAAUUGAGUAUCUUAGGAGGACUGGUCAAUGUUGCAGGAUCUGCUAAAUAUUUCCAAGACACAAAGAAAUCUCAUAAACAAGAGCGACUCACUCUUCAUUACAAAACGACAACCAGAUAUGAAGAAUUAGCAAUGCCUGCUAAGGUAUCCCAUCCUUUUGAAGACAACUCAGCCACCCACGUUGUCACAGCCAUCUUGUACGGGGCCAGUGCUUACUUUUUGUUUGACCGAGAAUCAUCCUCCGACGAUGAGAAGAAACAAGUAAAGGUGGAUGCCAAACUCAUGAUGAGUAAAUUGAAAUACCUCACAGCAGGUCCGGACAUAAAGACAGAAGCAUUUUUUACCAUGGAUGAAAAAGAGAAAUCAGCAGUGGAACAAUUUAAUUGCACCUUCCAUGGAGACUUUCACCUACCCAGCAACCCGUCAACCUUCAUUGAGGCUGUGGAUGUUUACAGACAACUGCCAACACUCCUGGGAGAGAAUGAUAAAGAUGCUGUUCCAUUCAAGGUGUGGCUGUCCCCUCUGGUGAAACUGGACUCCAAAGCUGCAAGACUAGAAAGAGAAAUCAGCAACAAACUCAUCACAUACACAUCAGGAGUCAUAGAGGACUUAAACAAGAUAAAGAUGAGAUGCAAUGACCUGCUGAAAGACAGAGCAGCGACAACAUUCACUGUCGUGGAGGAGAAGAUUCAGACCUUCAUGCAGAACUGCCUUAAGUAUAAAUUGGAAUUUGUGCAGAAGCUAGGGUCAGAGCUUCCUUUGAUCCGAGGAGGGAAAGAGGAGAGUGCCCUUUCAGACAUCCUUAAGGCUCAUGAGAAAUCUCCUUUCAACAGCAAAGACCUGAAUCAGUGGCUAACGAUCAAGGGGAAAGAAUCAGACACAUUGAACUUAUUUCUGAAGCAAUUGCAGGAUGAACAUAAUGCAAAAGUUGAUGACAACUUAAAUGCUCAAUUGUCUGUUUCAGCUUUCCAAAAUGUUGUGGUGAGCUUUUCCUUCACCUCUCUGGGCAACCAAGAUAACUUCUUGAAUGAACUUACAAAUGUUCUCAAACCAGAAAUGAUGAGAACUGAUGAAAAAUCUAGUUCAGUGCAAACUAAAACCCCACGUUGGAACAACCGUUGUAAUAAAAUAAAAAAAACAGGAUGGAACUCUGAGGAUACCAUGAAAAGAAUGACAAAACAGUUGCAGCUAUUUGGAGAAUUGAAGAAACUGACCAGCAACAGUGACACCAAAUUCACUGUUGGUUCAAAAUACAAUGAGGAUUAUCCUGGAGCCUGCAUAGUCAUAUAUGAAGAUGGAAGUGAUGAGCCUGUUCCCUUCAUUCCUCCACCCAAACCUGACAAUCCAAAUACUUCUGAAGUUUCAUGCAAUGGAUUAACUGUCACAGUGUCUGAUCCAGGGUCUGCCACAGUAGAAUCCAAAGUGGAGUACAGAAUGAAACAGCAGAUUGAAUGGACAUCUGAGCCCGUGCAGAAGAAUGAGAAGACAGUAACUCUGCAGGAGCUUAAGCCAGACAGCAAGUAUGAGAUCAGAGUCACUGCUGUGAGUAAACUCGGCUUUUCUGUCUGCAGUGAUGUUGUCACUGCUAUGACUCUCAAAUCUAAAAUCAUUAAUCCACCAACCAAUGUGCAAGCAACUAAAGUGAAGACACACUCCAUCACCUUGAGCUGGUCAAGCCCAGAACGAUGUGAAGAUCUGAAGCAAUACAUCAUUGAGUAUAAAGAGGAAAACAGCAGUGAUUGGCAGAUGGAGGAAACUAAAAAGGUGAUGAAUACAUUUACUCUGAUGAACCUGAAAGAGAAUACUACCUACUACACAAAGGUGCGCACAGAUGUUGGUAAAGGUCUACUAAGUCCAAGUGGUGAAGAGCUAAUGAUGAAGACCAAUAAAGGACCAUUGGACACACAUAGGUUCACUCUCCUCUCAUCAGGUAACCCAUCAGUGUAUCUUCUUAAUAUAACAGACACCUCUGCAGAUCAGUUUAGUAAGAAAGUAUUUGGAGAAGCACCAUCCAAAAACCCUUUAAACAAAACCAUCAUGCUAGUUGGUGCCACUGGAUCUGGCAAAACAACCCUCAUCAAUGGCAUGAUCAACUACGUACUGGGAGUGGACUGGGAGGACAAGUGGAGAUUUAAACUGAUAAAUGAACAAACAAACAAGUCUCAAGCACACAGUCAGACCUCAGAUGUGACAGCCUAUCAGAUUUACCACACGGACGAGUUCCAAGUUCCGUAUUCGCUCACAAUCAUUGACACCCCAGGAUUUGGGGACACCAAAGGAAUCAAACAAGACAAAGAGAUUGUAGAGAAAAUGAGAGCGUUUUUCACAAAUAAGGAUGGCAUUGAUGCAAUUGAUGCAGUAUGUUUUGUAGUACAAUCUGCUUUAGCUCGUCUGACAGACAAACAGAAGUACAUCUUUGAAUCCAUUCUCUCCGUUUUUGGGAAGAACAUCACCAGCAACAUCAUUCCUCUGGUCACUUUUGCCGAUAGCAAAAGCCCACCUGUAUUGGAAGCCAUCAAAGAGGCCAACAUUCCAUGUGCACAGACAAAUGGGUCCCCUGUCCACUUCAAAUUUAACAACUCUGCCCUUUUUGCCAAUAAUACAGAAGAUGAUGAGUUUGAUUACAUGUUCUGGAGGAUGGGGACAGCCAGCAUGGACAAGUUCUUCGCUCAGCUAAACAAAAUGAAAGCCCAGAGUCUGACUCUGACAAAGGAAGUUCUUGAAGAGCGCAAAGAGCUUGGCACAACUGUUGAUGGAUUACAACCACUCAUCCAAAGGGGUUUGUCAACCAUGGAGGAAAUAACAAUGACGCAAGCUAUAUUGGACAAAAACAAGAUUCAAAUUGAAGCAAACAAGGACUUUCAUUAUGAAGUAGAAGUUGAAAAAUCUAAAAAGGUUGAUAUUCCAACAGGAACUUUUAUCACCAACUGCCAUGCAUGCAAUCACACCUGUCACUACCCGUGUCUGGUAAUUACUGAUGGUGAUAAAAAAUGCUGUGAUAUAAUGUCAGAUGAUGGACAAUGCAAUGUGUGUCCGGGGAAAUGUGCAUUGAGUUCUCAUUCCAACGUGACCUACAGAUGGGAGAUAAAGCGUGUGAGAGAGAGUAGGACAUAUCAGGAGCUGCAGAGUAGAUUUGAAGCAGCACUUGGAGAGAAGAUGAGUAAAGAGAAAAUGAUGAUACAGUUAGAACUGGAAAGUCAUCAAGUGCAGGGAAAGGUUAUAGAAAUGAUGGAAACUGUAACUACUUGUCUGCAACGUCUGAAAGAGAUCGCACUUAGGCCAGAUCCAUUGGCGAUUCUAGACUACAUUGACCUGAUGAUACAGUCAGAGAAACAGGAGGCCAAGCCUGGAUACAAGCAGCGCAUCAAAGCAUUAAAGGAAGUUAAAAAAAGUGCUGUUAUUUUGAAAAAAUCAGAGAAACAAGAGGCCAAGCCUGGAUAUCUGCAGUGCAUCAAAGAGUCAGGAGGGGGGCUGUUCUAA